Messenger RNA from Necator americanus (New World hookworm), 699 nucleotides. RefSeq lists its product as uncharacterized. The transcript is spliced from 5 exons. NCBI's taxonomy places the organism in Eukaryota, Metazoa, Nematoda, Chromadorea, Rhabditida, Ancylostomatidae. The record is from RefSeq and is a predicted model, not a curated record. The coding region runs from base 1 to 699 and encodes 232 amino acids.
AUGCGGUCGUUACUUACAUUUCUAGUUGUGCUUACUGUAGUAGCUGCUCAAUAUUAUCCAUACUAUGGUGGAUAUGGCGGAUAUGGGGGAUAUCCAGGAUACGGCGGUUACGGAUACAACAUGCCAUUUUACAGAGGUGGAUAUGGUGGCUACGGAGGCUAUGGAGGCGGACCAUGGGGAUAUGGUCGACCAUAUGGUGGAUACGGAGGCUACGGAGGAUACCCUGGGUACGGCGGAAUGUAUGGAGGAAUUCUUGCGGUGAUCGCUCUAGCGCAGUUUUGUCCGUCAGGAUUCGAGGACCUCAACGGUGGGACGCCAUGUAACAACGAUGCAUUCUGCGCUAAAUUCGAUUCACGGUUCCAAUGCGUCAGAGGGUACUGCUGCAGAAACCUUGGAGCGUUUUGUUCAAAUCCAACACACCAAGUGGAACGCGAAUCCGGUGUUGUGAAGAACUGCAUGUACAAGCCGUGUUCAAGAGGAUUCCGCUGUGAAUACAAUAACGCAUACGGGCAGUACAUAUGUUGCGGGAAAUACGAGGCCACGAACGAUUACACCUACGGUACUGUUCGAAUGUAUCCUGGUACAUCAAGGCCCUUACAGUGCUUCAGGAAGGAUCAAUGUCUUUGGGUGGACACACCGAAUUGCGUUUAUUCGUAUAGGUAUCAGCAAAAUGUCUGCUGUUCAACUUUCAACUGUUGA